GUUCAGUGGAUUACACCGAAAGAACUUCACGCGGUAGAGUUUUACUCUGAAUAUGGCAGCUUUCUGGAGCGGGAGAAUUUGAAGAAAUUGAGACAAAAAUGGACCUAAUGCGCGCCAUUAUAUUUUCUAGAUGUUUUUAUUUGUGAGGCGUAUUUGUUUGUUGUAGAUGAAGUUGUAAAUUGAAAUAAAUUGUGGUAGGUAUCAAAUACCGGAUUGAAUUUACUGGUCAAUUAAAAGGUAUUUUCGUCGUAGAGGCCGGUUUAUCCUAAGUCAAUGAGCAUUUUCUAGCUUUUGGCGCUAAAGAAGCUCAAGCUGGGUACGGGUCAUGGGGUCUGUUAGGCGACCCGUGCUGGCUCCCGGCAUCGAGUCGGACCCCACCGAGCUGACGCUGGCGCGCAGUGCCGAGCUGGCGCGCCAGAGACGCCAGGACCGGCUGCUGGCCGAGGUGGCCGAGCUGCGCGCGCGCAACGCCGAGCUGCGGGCAACGCGCGCCGACCUGCAGCGCCAGCUGGACGAGUCGCGGCCCGACCAGCGGCGCAUGCACGCCUCGUUCGCCACGCUGGGCCGCCAGGCGGUGGGCCGGCACCUGGGCCUGUGGGCGGCCGCCGGCCGGGCCGGCAGCGUGGCCGUCCGGCUGCGGCCCGACGACAGCCGGCCGGCGCACACCCUGCAGCUGGAGCACGACAGGCGACAGGACGCGCCCCUGAAGGCCACCGUGCGCGACCUGCCGCCCGGGGUUCAGCUGGACAGGCACCUGCAGCGGCACGGCACUGUUAGGCAGCUGCCGGCUCUGGUGCACGCCGUGGCCACGGAGGUGGACGCGUUCGCCUCGCGCCGCCGCCAGGUGGAGGAGCUGCGCGCCCAGCUGCCGGCGCGCAGCUCCAACCUGUGGCACGACCCGGCCGUCUGCGACGUGAUGCUCCAGCUGAAACUGAACGCCUCGGGCGGCGAGCGGCACGCGCCGCGCAUCCCCGUGGAGCUGAACAUACAGUACGCGCCGGGCGCGUCGCUGCCGCACCAGUGCCGCCUCACCGAGACGCACCAACUGGAGGAGGCCGACCGCGAGGAGCUGCUUCAGCUGACGACCAUCUUCCUCCGACUGCCGCUGCGAGAGGCGUUCAAAGAGGCCUUCCAGUAGACGGGGGUUGGUCGGGGGAAGGGGCAGGGGAGGUGUCUUUGAUGGGGAAUGGAGGGGAGGGAGAGGGUUGGGAUGACAUUCGCUCGGUCGCUAGGAUUACUGAUGUAAUCGGAAUAACUGAUCGAUAGUAGAAAGGACGGGACGGCAAGAUCAGCUCAACAAAAACGAGUCGUAUGUUUUUGCGUCUCGUUUUUCGUUGGUGGACAGUUCGCACUGUGAAUAUCGACUGCGCGUGGUUACAGUUUCAAGAGGACAUUCCUUUGGUGGGACCCCAGCCUGACUCGGCUCCGUGGUCAGAGUGAGCCAGGCCAGCAGGGCGGUGUUCACCCGCGAAAUGCGUAUCUUACUGCCGGCAAUUGAGUAGUGUUUUCUGUAGAGGUCAUACUUUGUUUACGCCUCGCUAAGUGGACGGUUUUGUCCGCGAAACAGUGGUUUGAGCCGCCCCGUGAGCUCAAAAGCACGCCACACACGCCAUAAUGGCUUUGGCGUGCGUCCUGGCCAGGCAUAAAACUUUUCGGCCGUGGCAUUAUCUUACCUGAGAUGUAAAUAUAUUUGUUUAAGUA
Messenger RNA from Amphibalanus amphitrite, 1701 nucleotides. RefSeq lists its product as uncharacterized. The transcript is spliced from 3 exons. Lineage: Eukaryota; Metazoa; Arthropoda; Thecostraca; Balanomorpha; Balanidae. The record is from RefSeq and is a predicted model, not a curated record. The coding region runs from base 326 to 1138 and encodes 270 amino acids.